Gaeumannomyces tritici R3-111a-1 is the source of this 1863-nucleotide messenger RNA. RefSeq lists its product as hypothetical. The coding region runs from base 1 to 1863 and encodes 620 amino acids. The transcript has 6 exons. The record is from RefSeq and is a predicted model, not a curated record. NCBI's taxonomy places the organism in Eukaryota, Fungi, Ascomycota, Sordariomycetes, Magnaporthales, Magnaporthaceae.
AUGAGGAAAAAGACGGAGAUUCUUUCGAACCUCAAGUCGGCGCAACUUCAAACCUGCCACCAACCACAGGAGCAUCUCGGCAUUGACCAUGGAACUACUUUCACUCGAGUUCGCCUCUUGCUCAAAGGACAGGACGCCAAGCCAGAGGUGGUGAGCGAGUGUUUCGGAGCCCGCAACAAAUUCGACUCCAAGCACCGGGUUCGUGGCUCCCAGACGAUUCCUGAUUUUCCUGCCUUCUGUCUCCUGGGACAUUCGGGCGAGGAGUCAAUCUCCUCCUUCGAGAUCCAGCAAUCGCCAAACCGCGUUCCACUCAAGCUAGCCUCCCUUAUUCUUGACGAACAAGAAGAUACAGACACGGGAGAGCCGCGACACACCCUACUGCGUCUGAUGCCCCGAUAUCAUGAGAAUCUCGUCAGGUUCAAGGAGAAGGACCCCAACAACUUCAAUUUCAAGCUCAUGAAGAUCUGGAUCGCGCAUUUUGAGCAUAUCAAGGGCCGUAUCCUCAGCUACUGCGAGAUGAAGGACUACGAGCUGACUUCCAUCACCAUGACUGUUCCGAACUGGGCCAAUGACGAGAGGGUCGAUCACAUUUACUCUGGCAUUAUUCAAGGCGUCUUCGAUGGCCAUGUUUGCGCCUCGCAGUUCUUUGACGUCAGCGAGGCCCAGGCGAUGGCUCGCUCCCUAGUCAAAGAGCAGCUAAGUCACGAGAACAGUGAGCUGGCCAAGCUGGUUGGACAACGCAACAUGCUCCUGGUCGUUGAUAUUGGUGGGACGGCCAUGAAUGGCUGCCUGGUCGAAAUUAGUCGCGACGAAGGCACAGUCCUCACGGCUAUCGAACUUGAAUCCUUUGGAUGCUUUGGAGGCAGCGAGCUGUGGGAGAUGGCGGUUGCCGAAGCUCUCAGAAAACAUGACCCACGCGCCAGCGACGACAAUGUUCUGGGGUCCUAUCUGAGCGACUUUGCCGACAUCAAAGCGAUGGUCCAGUCGCCGGAUGCCACCAUCCGCCUCAACCACCAAGGGGAUGCCACAGAGCUCAUCCCGCGUGAGGCCCGACGCUGCUUCGACAAAGCGUUCAAGAGGGCCCUAGAUGAUCUCGAGUCCAAGCUCCGCCCGAUUGUCUCCCGACUCGCCAAGGUCAAUUCCCUCCAGAAUCUUGCCAUGGUCUUCACUGGUGGGACCUUCAACACGCACUGCAUCUACACACACGUCAGCUCUCUGGUCAGCACUCUGGACCCGGACGGCAAGACGGCUCCCAUUUUUCUCAACCAGCUCGAGGGGCUCCAUAUAGAAGAUCCCACUGGACUGAUUGCUCGUGGUGCCGUUUAUGCGGCGAGCACGAGCACGACGGUGAGGGAGUGGCUGAAAGAGGGCGCAGCCUUUGGUGUACAGUCAUGCUUCACCAAGAACGGACUCUGGUGUAAUGAGUUUCCGGCACUUACCAUCGGGCUAGUUGAGCGCGGCGAAGGCGGCAGCUAUCCGGGCCGCAAGAUGGGCAAGGGAAACCGGUUCGAAAAGAUCGCCCUCAAGGUGGUCUGCGACCCGCUCCAUGGGAAACGCAGGGGCACGGACGAGAUGCUGUCGUACCUCAACUGCUACGACGUCUUUGUCGUAGACAAUGAGGAGACGCAGACGCCGGGCUCCUACCGGUGGUACUUGUCUGUCUGGGGUAGGAGUGGCCGUGAUCAAGCUUGCGGGCUCACGCUCACCAUCGAGCAUGUCCAGGGAGAGUGGAAGGACGGAGCAGAGCAGUCUGGUGUCAGGAAGGAGUGGAGAAUUCCGCUUCGGUAUGACAUUGGCACUGGCUGCGCCCUUCCGGACGAAGCCAAUAUCGAGCAAGGAGAGUGGGAGUUGUUUUACACGUGA